This is a messenger RNA of Megalops cyprinoides (Indo-Pacific tarpon), 579 nucleotides long. Its product is annotated as interferon alpha-1-like. Gene Ontology annotation, molecular function: cytokine receptor binding. The record is from RefSeq and is a predicted model, not a curated record. Gene Ontology annotation, cellular component: extracellular region. Bases 1 to 579 code for a protein of 192 amino acids. Gene Ontology annotation, biological process: defense response. The transcript is spliced from 5 exons. NCBI's taxonomy places the organism in Eukaryota, Metazoa, Chordata, Actinopteri, Elopiformes, Megalopidae.
AUGGCACUUCAGAGCUUCGUGUGGUUGUGCGCCCUCCUGUGCAAUUCUAUGGUGUGGUCCGUGCCAAUAAGGUGCCAGCUGGAAGGAAAUCUUGUACAGACGAGCCAUAGCCUUCUGAAAGACGUGGGAGGUCAUUUCCCGCUGCAAUGCAUCAAGGAAAAUGUUUUCAUCGCUUUUCCAAGUACCGCUUUCGCGUCGAACGGGACCGCGGAGCAGACAGACGACGUCAAGAUGGCUAUUUAUGAAACUUUGCACCGGAUCAACUCCCUGUUUGACAACGACAACACGCCAGCACAGUGGGAUCAGAAAAAGCUGGAGGACUUUCAGAAUAUCAUUUACCGUCUGGUGGAGGAAAGCAAAUGCAUGACCGGAAGGAACCCGGGGAAUGAGGAUACGCAAAGCCCCGUUUUUAAUAGGAUCUCUGCACUGAGAACAUACUUCGAUAGCAUGGCCAGGAUUUUACAGGAGAAGAAUGACAGUUUUUGCGCGUGGGAAAUCAUCCGAAGGGAACUUGUCCGGACCCUGCACUUCAUCCUUGAACACUGCUCAGGCAGCUUGCGUUGGUCAAGAAGAAUAUGA